This is a messenger RNA of Saccostrea cuccullata (small rock oyster), 366 nucleotides long. RefSeq lists its product as uncharacterized. The coding region runs from base 4 to 366 and encodes 120 amino acids. The record is from RefSeq and is a predicted model, not a curated record. The transcript is spliced from 4 exons. NCBI's taxonomy places the organism in Eukaryota, Metazoa, Mollusca, Bivalvia, Ostreida, Ostreidae.
CAGAUGAAAGGGGAAUAUCAGCUUCUGAAAGAUAAACAGGUUCAGGAAGCAGAGGACAUGGUGGAUGACAGAAUUGCUGCAUCAAAAUACUUCGAUCUUAACGACACCAGACAAACAGCAAUAUUAAUACUUUUAGCGCAUUUGAAAAUUGUGCUUGGUACAAGAUUAUGUAAAAACAUUUGUCAGCCUCUUUAUUUACUAGCACACAAUCCAGCAACGUUAAAGAAAACAUUCCUUCCUACAAUGCCUGACGUUAACCUCGAAGGAAAUAUGUUGACAUACACACCUAAAAUGAUCCAAGGGAAAUCUUACGUUUGUCCCAAUAAUCAUAUCUAUUUCAUCGGUGAUGUAAGUAAUAGAUUAUAA